GUUCACUCGGAAACACCAGUAAAAGGUAUAAAUAUCGGUCAAUUUGAAGAAUAAUACGACAUCCAAAGCUUGAUUUCCAAUCUUAAUCAUUUGCUUUUGCUUUUUGAUCGAUUAUAACACUUCGCUUUUUUAUCUCGAAUUAUCAAUAUGGACGCUUUGAACAACACUCCCGCCACUUCCAACUCUUCUUCUCUUGCCAAUAACGCUCCUUCCAAGCCCACUGUCACUACUAGCGGUGCUUAUUGGUACCAACCCAAACCUCCUGCAAUGUGUGUCAUUGCUUAAGUUUUAUGAAACUUUUACUUUACUUUUUCUAUUUUGAUUCCACUCACUUUGUUCAUACAUCGUGACUUUUCUAAUAACCCUUAAUUACAAUGCUUUAAUUACCAUUAACCUUUUGAGAAUUUUUUGAAUAAAUUAUCUUUUAUUUUCUAGUUUUGAAGACUUAAAUAGCUC
This is a messenger RNA of Schizosaccharomyces cryophilus OY26, 456 nucleotides long. RefSeq lists its product as uncharacterized. The coding region runs from base 148 to 285 and encodes 45 amino acids. The record is from RefSeq and is a predicted model, not a curated record. The transcript is spliced from 2 exons. Lineage: Eukaryota; Fungi; Ascomycota; Schizosaccharomycetes; Schizosaccharomycetales; Schizosaccharomycetaceae. Gene Ontology annotation, molecular function: mating pheromone activity.